GCUCUGGGAGUGUUUCCCAUUUAAACAAACACCGUUCUGCCGAAGAUGGCGGUGAGUUUGUAGAGGCGUCAAAGAAACUGCUCUGCUCAAUGAAACCGUCGAAGCCGGAGAUGUUACGACAUUAAAACAAGACCACAUCCUAAAUGGAGCUUGACUGGGGCUUGUACUGGCCAAGGUGCUGAUAUGUGCUGAAAAUGAGUGGUAUAGGAGACAACUCGCUGGAGCCGCUGUGCUCUGACCGCAAACGUAAACUGUCCACCUGUGACACUCCAGGCUUAGGGUGUGACAAGCGUCGGAGGGAACAGGAGAGCAAGUACAUCGAGGAGCUGGCCGAGCUCAUCUCUGCCAACCUCUCCAACAUUGACAGCUUCAAUGUCAAGCCUGACAAAUGUGCCAUCCUCAAGGAGACUGUGAGGCAGAUCAGACAAAUCAAAGAGCAAGGAAAAAGCUCGUGUAGUGAUGAUGAUGUCCAGAAGGCCGAUGUGUCCUCCACUGGUCAAGGGGUCAUUGACAAGGACCAUCUGGGACCGCUGCUCCUGCAGGCCUUGGAUGGCUUUCUGUUUGUGGUGAACCGAGAGGGCAGCAUCAUAUUCGUGUCAGACAAUGUGACCCAGUACCUGCAGUACAAACAGGAGGAGCUGAUCAACACCAGUGUGUACAAGAUCAUCCAUGAUGACGACAGGGAGGAGUUUCACAAGAAUCUACCCAAGUCCAUUGCACCAAAUGGGGCAUCGUGGGGUGGAGAAGCACCUCGGCAGAAGAGUCACACCUUCAACUGUCGCAUGCUGGUGAACUUUGGUCAUGGUCAGAGUAAUGGGUUGUCCGAUGAGAGACCUGGGGGCCAACGCUAUGAGACCAUGCAGUGUUUUGCUCUGACUCAGCCCCGGGCAAUGAUGGAGGAGGGAGAAGAUUUGCAGUCAUGUAUGAUUUGUGUGGCACGACGUAUUACUGCAGUAGAAAGAACUGAGAGGUUUAGCACUCGCCACGAACUGUCUGGUAAACUGAUUGAAAUUGAACAUCAGAGCUCUCUUCAUACCACCAUGCGCCCAGGUUGGGAAGAUCUGGUAAAGCGCUGCAUGCAAAUGUUCCUCCAUCACAGUGAGGGACAACCAUGGUCCUACAAACGUCACUAUCAAGAAGCGUUCCAUAAUGGCCAUGCAGAAACUCCACUCUAUCGUUUCUCGCUUCCUGAUGGUACCCUAGUCACAGCUCAGACCAGGAGUGACCUCUCCAGAAAUCCUAACCCCAAUGAACCACACUCUUUUGUGUCCACACACUUGCUUCAAAGAGAGCAAAAUAAUUAUCGUGGAAACCAAGGUGGAGGCAUGAGGCCUCAAAACAACCCCAAUCAACAGAUGAACAUGGGCCCUGGAGGAGGCAUGGGUAUGAACCGGGGCUAUGGCAUGGCUGAACAGGGCGGCAUGCCACACAGAGGAAUGCCUCCGUAUGUAGGCGGCAACUGCAUGAACCCCGUUAACCAGAUGAACCAAAUGAAUCCCAUGCAGCAAAUGAACAACACGGGUCAAAUGAAUCAAAUGAGUUCCAUGCAUUCAGUGAACUACCCCAUGAACUCAAUGAACCAAAUGGGUCCAGUGAAUCAGAUGGGUCACCGCAGCAUGCAUCACCAGCAGCACCCACAUCAACAACAGAUGGGUCAGUUCCAUGGAGGAGGACCAGGAGGUGCAGGGUAUGGAAUGGGAAUGACCAGUCCUCCCCAGGCCAGUCCAGGGAUUAACGGCCCCCCACACAAUGUCAUGGGUUCCCCUAGAGUCAGAGGAAGCCCCAAGAUGGGUACAAGCCCCUUCUCCCCUGGUGGUAUGAACUCCCCCAUUAGCUCCAGUCACCCUGGUAACUCUGGAGUGGGUGGAGGAGGAACCACCUUCUCAAGCAGUUCUUUGAACGCCCUCCAAGCCAUCAGUGAGGGAGUUGGCAAUCCUAUGCCUACCCCACUCACAUCUCCCCCACAACACAAACCUGACAGCUCCCCAAGCAUCAACUCCACCAACCAGUCAGCAGGGGGACCAUGCAAACCAGGCCUCCCGGCCUACUCUGACACCAAGAGUCCAGGCACCUCUUUGGGGGCUGGUGGAGAUCAGCACUUGCAGCAGCACCCUCGCACCCCUAUCAGCGAGGGCCCUCCUGACAAACUGGACAGCCAGGUGAGCAGAGAGAUGGGCCCAGCAGGGGGCGAAUCCACUCGAAGGGUCCCUGAUAGCAGAUGUCACAAGAAACUUCUGCAGCUUCUCACCUCCCCUACAGACGAGUCGGCACCCCCCAAUCAAACACCAAGCUCUGGAUCCACCUCCACACCCGAGAAUAAAGACGGAACACUGGGCGUCACCAGCCCUUUUUCUUCCACAGGAGUAUCCUCCUCUACAGGUGGAAACCAUGGUGCUGUGUCGUCCUCUGGUGGCACGGGUCAUCUAUCAAAUCAGUCACUUCAGGAAAAGCACAAGAUCCUCCACAAGCUCCUUCAGAAUGGGAACACUCCCGACGAGGUGGCUCGCAUCACAGCCGAGGCCACUGGGAAGAGCACCUUCAAUUCAGACUCUGGAUCUGCGGCCCCUGGCGGAGUUAGGGGAUCGGAAUCAAAACAAGAGCAGCACAGCCCUAAGAAAGAGAAGCCUCAUGCGCUCCUUCACUACCUCCUCAAUAAGGAUGAUUCUAAAGAAAGUAGGGAUAUCAAGCCAAAGCUGGAAGAGUUGGAAGGGAGGGCAGCUCAGGGGGCAGGGGUCACUAACUCAGAUAUUGAUGGAAAGGUCAAACUGGAGCCAUCUGAUGAGACUGAGACCCUGGAGACCAUUCUUGGUGUCCCAAGGAACAGCUCUGGCUUCUACCCGGACCCAGACUCCAGAGCAGGGAAGGAAGUGGGAAGGAAACAAGGAAAUAUGCCUGACACUUUCAUUGGAGGAGAGAAAGGUCCUGUGCCACUAGGCCAGCAUGGUGUCUAUCAAAGAACCUUGUCCAUGGAUGCCAAACCCAUGGCUGGAGAGGGAGCAGCAGCAGCAGCAGCAGCAGCAGCAGCCGCCGCCGCCGCCGCCGCCGCUGCCGCAGCAGCAGCAGUAGGAGGAGGAGGAGGCCUUUCUGUGAGAAGGAACGUCCCAUGUCCCACGUUGGUCAAACAGGAAAAAAUGGAUGUGCCAAUCCGACCUGGUGGUGUAUCCAAUGGCUUUCCUGGAGGCAUCGGUGUUGGUCCACCACGGGGAAAUCCAAGAGGUAUGGGCCGAGGUAUGGGAAUGCCCCAGCGCCCUCCCGUGGCAGGAAUAGGGGAGUGGGGGAUGCGGAGGAACAGCCCUGUGGCCGGACCAGGACACCCAGGCAUGGCUCGCUCUGGCCCAAUGGGAGGACCGGUGAUCAACCGCUCCAACAGUGUUCCUGGAAACACCAGGUCUAUGUUGCAGCAGCAGCUCAUGGAUAUGGGUACCAAUGAAUCCAAUAUGAGGAUGAGCCCGUUUGGUGGACACGGACCACCACCACAGUCCCCAUCCUGGCCAGACUCUGCAAUGGGAAUGGACAGACCACAAAGCAACUCUAACAUGGACCCGUUUGUACACCCCCUGGAUGAUUUACUGGGCUCUGUGGCCAACAGUGAGGGCCCACCUGAUGAGCGAGCGCUUUUGGACCAACUGGAUUCUCUGCUGAACACCGCUGAUGUCAUUGCUCUGCAGGAGAUUGACCGAGCCCUGGGCAUCGCUGAAAUAGUAAGCCAGGGACCAGAAGGUCAACCGCGGGGCCAGGAGCAAAGACAGAGUCAGCGCCCAUCCUCGGAGCCUUUCCCACGGCCGGAGUCCUCCAUAGCCAUGGACCCAAAAUCUAUGUAUGGCCAGGGUUACCCCGGACCCCCAGGUCCCCCAGGUCCCCCUUCCAUGGGCAUGCAAGCUGGGUACAGCAACAACGCAAUGCAAGGCCAGUCUCCAGGAGGCUUCAACCCUAUGAUGAAUCAGAUGGGUCAAACAGGGGCCUUCCCUGGCAUGGGGGGUAUGGGCAACCCCCGUGCAAACAUGAUGAGACCGCGUAUGAUGGCUGCAAAUCCCCUCCGACUGCAGCUACAGCAGAGACUGCAAGGGCAGCAGUUUAUGAACCAAACCCGACAAGGCAUAAAGAUGGAAAAUGCCCCUGGAGGAAAUCCUCCCAUGCGUCCAGGCUUGCAGCCUGGCAUGCAGCCUGGCAUGCAGCCUGGCAUGCAGCCUGGUUUGCAGCCUGGCAUGCAGCCUGGCAUGCAGCCUGGCAUUCAGCCUGGCAUGCAGCCUGCAGGCAUGGGGACUCAGCCUGGUUUCCUGAACGCCCAGAUGAUGGCUCAGCGCAGCCGAGAGAUGAUGACCAUGCAGAUGAAGAGGCAGCGGAUGAUGAUGCUGAUGCAGCAGCAGCAACAACAACAGCAGCAGCAGCAGCAGCAGCAGCAGGGGCAGGGAGCAGCAGGAGCCUUCAGCCCUCCUCCAAACGUCACUGCACCGGGAGGCAUGGACAGCCCCAUGGUCAGUCCUGUCUUAAACCAACCUGGGCAGCAGGGCUUCAACUAUGGAGGCAACUAUGGGAUGAGCCAGCAGGGGGACCCAUCAUUCAUGGCUCCAGGUAGCAGCCCACCAGGAAAUAUGAUGCAAGGACGAAUGGGUGGCCCUCCUCAGAACACCAUGAUGCAAGGAAACCCACAGGGAGGACCCAUGUACUCGAGCGGAGACACGAAGGCCUGGCCGCAAGGAGGAAUGCCACGCAACAAUUCAUACUCGCAGCAGCAGUACCCUCAGCAAGGCAACCAGGGCCAGUUUGGACCCAUGAUGAUGAACAGCCCCAUGGGUGGGCUGGGUCCAGUCAGUGGGGCCGCCGCAGGACAGAUGGGACAAAUGCCAGGACAGAUGCAGGGCCACAUGGGCAUGAACCCCAUGGGAAUGGGUAGAAUGCCAAUGGGACCUGAUCAGAAGUAUUGUUGAGGAGAGGACCUGUGGCAGGAAGUGACGCCUUUCAACUGUAGCAGAACAGCUGGGACUACACACACACACACACACACACACACAAGCGGUGCAAGAGACUCAAAUGUACUGCUCAUCCAGAAGGAAGUGGGCUGUGAGGACACGCAUGCAUCAGGUUUCAUCUCCAACUGAAACGUCACAAGUCGAUUAUGAUUAUGCACAAACACAAAGUGAGUGUGUGUGUGUGUGAGUGUGUGAGUGUGUGAGUGAGAGACAUGACUGAGCCGCAGCUGUCCAACAGUAUUCAGUGUCACAGUCCGGCUGCAGUUUGGGAUGAUGGUACAACAGGCUGUGACCGCACUUUACCCAGAGGCUCCUGUGUGGAAAAUCAAGAUUGAUGCAAUAUUUCUUCGUCAUCAACCCUUUACUAGAGAUUCAAUGCCUUCACAAAAAGUUUUUUUUUUUCUUUUCUUUUUUUCGGAUGCGCCUCAUUCUUGAAGUCAUUAGAAGCUCGGCACAGUUUUCUAUGUCAUGCAGAUUGGAGCAAUAAUUAUUGCGUGGAUAUUUUUGAGUGUCUGUCACCCUGUUAUCAGCAAACACACGGUACUGUGCAGUAUUAGACGUCUCCAGUGUCCUCUGUGAACAUGAACUGUAAAUCUACGACGUAUAUCAGACGUGCUCUCAAAGGCCUGUUUUUGCACACAGUGUGUUUGUGUUCCACAGGUCAUGACAGAUGUGUUCGGUUCUGUUUGUUAGUUUUUGCCUUUUUGGCAGAUGUUUCGGGCAUGUUUGGGUUUUCCUUCCCUUCUCAGUCAUUUUCUCAAUGCUGUUGUUUUUUUUUGUUUUUGUUUUUUAUUUCCUGAAGAGUCAUGUUUUAGUAAGGCACUUUUUAUGACUUAAAGGUUUGAGCCCUCACACUGUCAAAACUAUCAUAGGAAAAGUGAUGGAGAUGAAUUCUUACUGGUCUGUCCAUGAUGUUAAAUUGAUAAUUGGAUGAAAUGUGUGUGUGUUACAUUAUGAGGAAAAAGCAAGUCCCCAUUAUGUAAAGAUUACAUUUUAAAGUGACGCUAUGUUUAAGGGUUUGGGGUAGUUGACAUAAUGGCUAUCUGAAGUCAUGGACGUGUGUGUGUGUGUGUGUGUGUGUGUGUGUGUGUGUGUGUGUUUCACUUCAGUGACAAACCUGCUCCUGACAGAUUUCUCUCUCCCCUCAGUUUUGUCCGUUCUUCACAUAAUCUCCACUCGCUGAAUCUACCUUUUCAAAACGCGCAAUCCAAAGAUAUUUUUCCACCUCUCUGUAUAGUUUGAGUGUAAAUUUUUUAUGAUAUGCAUUUAUAUUAUUCGGAUGGUAAAUGGGUACAUAUGGAUGUGUAAUUGCAUACGGUGGACUGUACGUGUAUGUGUGUGAGCAGUGCAGUAAAAGGAGAAGUGGAAGGUUCCAACUCCACAGCAGACACGUUUUUACAUCAGAGGAGAAAACAACGCAUGUUUUUGCUGUGCAAGAGAAUGAAAUCCACUUAAAAACAUAUCAAUAUCGCUUCUAUUUUUCUGUAAACGACUCCAUUUAAUGAGCAGAUUUUGUUACUUUGGGGAAAAAGGAACUUUGUACAGUUUGAAUGAAGCACAACAUGAGGGAUGAGAUGGUUUUGGUUUGUUUGAGUUUUUCUCUGUGUGAAGGUAAGAUAAGCUGUCGUUUUACAGGAUGUAUAUUACAGAUUUUUCUCUUUGUUGUUGAUAUUAAUGUAAAUACAAAUUUAUAUUUAAACA
This is a messenger RNA of Solea solea (common sole), 6671 nucleotides long. RefSeq names its product nuclear receptor coactivator 3 (gene ncoa3). Gene Ontology annotation, biological process: positive regulation of transcription by RNA polymerase II; cellular response to hormone stimulus. The transcript has 23 exons. Bases 195 to 4928 code for a protein of 1577 amino acids. Lineage: Eukaryota; Metazoa; Chordata; Actinopteri; Pleuronectiformes; Soleidae. Gene Ontology annotation, molecular function: protein dimerization activity; nuclear receptor binding. The record is from RefSeq and is a predicted model, not a curated record. Gene Ontology annotation, cellular component: nucleus.